This is a messenger RNA of Capronia coronata CBS 617.96, 3750 nucleotides long. RefSeq lists its product as uncharacterized. Gene Ontology annotation, molecular function: structural constituent of nuclear pore; protein binding. The transcript has a single exon. NCBI's taxonomy places the organism in Eukaryota, Fungi, Ascomycota, Eurotiomycetes, Chaetothyriales, Herpotrichiellaceae. The record is from RefSeq and is a predicted model, not a curated record. Bases 1 to 3750 code for a protein of 1249 amino acids. Gene Ontology annotation, cellular component: nuclear pore.
AUGCUCAGCCUCUACACGGAAACGGCUUUUAAGGCGGAGCCUGCGACAACAACAUCUGCGGUAGACUUCAAAAUCCCCAGAGUAGACGGCUCAUACAAUAGGGCCAUACCCUCAUCCAGCUCAGCGACCAGUAUCAGUGCUACUUUCCGGAACGAAGAUACCUUCACUGCGAACAUCCUCUCCUGUCAGAGCUCGAUCUACUUCCGGCAGUGCAAGUCGUAUCCGAGAACAUUCUACUGGAGCGUUGUACACAAUGGGAGGAUUCUGCAGGUUCAAUGCGCAGAUUAUGCGAGGAGUGAGAUUGAUGUAAAAGAAGCAUACUAUACACUUCGAUUCGAGUUCCAAGACCGGAUCCUGCCCAGAGGAGUGUGCUUUGCAGACUUGGAGACUGUUGACGAGCUGCAUGCCUUUGUAUGCACAGACAAGAACGAGAUCUUCAACCUGCAGUUACCGACUGCCUCUUUUCGAGAUCCGGAGUCACUCAUUCAUGAAAGCAUCAACCGGUGGUGCAAACCGGUCGAGGACUCAUCCUUGAGAAUCGAUAAAAUCCAUCAGUUGUCGGUUAACAGUCCGUUGGAAGCCUUUCUAUCCUUCACAAGUGGCAAGCUACAGAGGUUGACGAGGCGGUCUACCAAUGGUGCAUGGAAGCAGGACAACUAUAAUGAAAAAUCUUGGCCAGUCUCUCUUCGCGACAUUGUCAGUCGACGAGGUUUUCAUACCAUCGAGUACGGUCAUCAUCAUUUCGAUGCCCGGACGGCACAGUCAAUGGUCGCGUCUCCCGACGGCAAGCUCCUCUUCACCGUCUGUUUGAACCACACCCUCAGAGUCUGGAAUCUCCUGGAGGGGGGCCUUGUGGCGACCAAGGAUCUUCUUGACGUGCAGCGAGACCCAAACGACAGAACACACUUGAAUCCCGUCGAGGAUGCGCAUAUCCAGGUUUUCAAAGUUCCUUCGGAGAGAUACCCGUCGCUGAUUACUUACACACCUCACGAUGGUGGGCAGUUCAAAAUCUGGGAUGUCAGGGGUGGACCAACCGUUUCAACUGUCAUCGAGGACAAAUAUCCGGGUCUGAAACUCAGUGCUCCUGAUCCAGAUCCAUCUGGAAAUACCGUAUGGUCCAUGGUAGGGUUUAAGCUCGAUCCUGGAAGUGACCUCAAACCUGCGAGGAUCUGGGUAUUAUGGAGGAACCACAACUACCAUCAACUGUACAACUGUCUUUUAGAAUUUGGCGAUCUCGAGUCCUCAUGGGCAUCGAACUGGGUCAAAUGCAAUCCAACCGCGGCUUCGAAGAACAUUGCGCCAGACUUCGUCAAAGCGGACGGGGUGGACCCAGCGUCUAAAUGGCUGGAGUUCUUCUUUUCCCCCGGACGUUACACUGUAGCCACCUUGGAGACCUCUCUAGCCAUGUUCGCAGAAGCUACAGCCGUGAAGCUGAGUCCAGCGCAGAAAGGGGCCACUCUGAGACAACGACUAUGCGCAGUCGUGGCCGCCAGUGUGGCACUACGCAAAUAUGAGGAGUCUGAAUUCGACUAUGACAGAUUUGGUGCCGACACAGAUUUCCAUUGGCGCAAUUUGUACCGGAUUGCGGAAAAUGUCAAUGAAAGCCGUAACGCGCCCCUUGCCUUGGCAUACGACGCAUUCAACGAGAUGGUUUGGAUCACAAUGGCCGACAAAUUCUGCGCCAUCAGAGAAUGCAGCAAAAUCGAACUCCUACAACAGAACAGAAUGGAGGAUGUCCAGGACCUUGAAAGUGUUGCCGCCCGAACGUGGACACACCGCAAAGUCAGCGCCGAUGAUGGUGAAUCAUUCAGCGAUAUGGCUGCACUGAUGACCGCCGCCAAAAGAUUCAGAGGGUCUUUCAGCGCCGAGCUGCUGAGAGAUCUGAAUUUGGCCCUCGACGAGGAUUUCUCUGUUGAUGCAGAGUAUGUCACUCCGAAUAGGAUUCUCGGGAUCUACAACAGUAUCGGGUUCCAGGAUGCCAUCUCCGAUGAUGUUUUCGAUCAACUCCAACAAGAUCUCGCGACAAUCGGGGGCCUGUCGUCAUUGAACAACGAGCUUUUCCUGGCCAUUCUUGAACUGUUGUCCACCAGGGCCAAGCGGCCGAAAAGUUCAAUGCGAAAUACACUGUUUGGGCAUGUUCUUUUGUCAGCAGGGGUGCUGGAUAUCAUGGUUGCCCAGCGAGACUUGCUCGUAGACUUAUUGGCGCUGGCUGUCUUUGCUGAGGGCGAGCUCGGUUCGGAAGAGGCGAGGACGACGGUAUUCAAUGCUUCAGAGCUAUUUCACGACAUCGUACCUUUGCUCAAACUAUGCGAACGAAACAUCUGGCUGGCAUCCCACUCGCGACUCGUUCCUCUGGAGAUUAUGGGCAGCGAUGGUCGUCCAAACGCCGCUCGUCGGCCCUCCACGUCCGUCGUGGAAAAUAGGAGGUGGGUUACGAUCUUGGAAGACGCGUUGAGCAAGGCUGUCCGGCCGCAGCCGGCCGUUGAAAGACCUUUGAUGUACGUGAUCACGGAUCAACUUUCCGAAAUCGACGACUGGGUGUCUGGCAAAGAUACGAUUGCCCUGGAGGAUGGAGCCGUGUACCUCGAAUGCGAUCUGCUUGCACAGCGCGAAUUUGAUCUGGCCACAGAAUUUCUACGGUUCCAGCCUUCCACGGCGUGGUCGAAUUAUGUCAAAGGACGGCUCGCCAUUGCCAAGGGCGAGUACGACAUGGCGAGCAACUGUUUCCGCAAGGCCUCAUACGGCCUUGCUUGCGGCAAGGCAGUGGGGGAUCUUGUUGCGCUUUCGGCAGGUUUGCUGUCAAUGAUUGAGGCAGAGUCUUUCAAUAGCGGCCUUCCUUCUUAUCUGCACCACAUCACUACUCUGUUCGAAUCAGCCAACGCGUACAGUCAGGUAGCCUAUUUUGCACAUUUGACCUUGGAAGCAUUGCAAACCGGGCAGAAAGAGCCAUCGGCCGGAUUCCGCGCAGAUGUUCUGUCUCGAUUGUUCCAUGCCGAGUUGAAGCUCUCAAGAUUUAGGCGUGCCUACGACGCGUUGGUUCAGCUGCCUGACGCAGCGCUGCAGCGCUCUUGUGUGUCUGCGCUCGCAAGUACACUGUUGGAUUCGGAGCGCUCGAUAACUGGUGCAAAAGGAACAGUUCAAACGCUUACGUCUUUCCCAUGGACCAUGCAUCCGCACCUCGCCCGCCAUCUAGACCAGUACCUGGUUUCGCUUGUGGGAACAAAAGGUACCCUCGGCGGCGUCAAAACCACACACUGGCCUGCUGGCGAUACCGAGUUCGAUUAUCUCAGUAUCAUGUAUGCGAUACGCCUCGCGCAGAAAGACUAUCGCGGCGCACUUGCUGUUUUGUACGAUCGACUGAGGGUGACUCGGCGUCUUGCGCGCGCCAGACAUGAUCCUCAGGCCACAUCAUUGCGGCAGGCACUUUUGGCACUGAUCAAUGUCAUGGCUUGUCUCACCCCCGAAGAGGCCUACAUCCUUGCGGAGGCAGAGGAAAAGACCGGUCCACUUCAAAGCGCCCGGGACGCUGCUGACAAUGGUGCCUCCAUAUCUGACAAGAGACGUCGCAUCAUCAUCACUUUGGAGGACUUGCGGAAGGAAUAUCAACACAUUCUCGACAAAUGCAGCAGGAUUGAACGAGGGGAUUUCGAUUUCGAGGUUGACGGGGAAAGUGAUGACGACGCGGAGCUGCCGGCGAACCAGUCGAGACUGAAUAUGUCUUCUCAUGUUGGUGAUGCCAUGGAGUUUUGA